CGUUUGAUUUGGAUACAUGUAAUGCCGUCCGUCCCGGAUAUGCUGCGCGAAUAUGAGUCGCUGCUGGUGCACAAGCACCGCUUCGCUCUCAGCGACGUCGUCACCUGCUUGCAGACCAUUGUUGAUGACCUCCAGAAUGUGCAGCACACGCUCGCUGUGGCUUCUGUAUCCGCGGAUAGCAAUUCUGAUGAUGUAUUGACUCGCAUUUCCGGUCGUUUGAAGCGUCUCGUGGCGCUGGUACCAUCAUUCCUGGGCGAGCAGGAGCUGACAAUGCUGCUAGAUGCAUUGCAAGAGUUUGGUCGACUUUGCAGCGAUCCAGAGACACACCCGAAGCUUUAUCAGUCGAUCGAUUUGCUAUCCGGUCACUCUAAAGCUUUAGCGACCGCAGUGGCUCGAGAUACGACAGUGGUCUCGCUCCUUACCAAGAAACGAGACCAUUUGGCAAAGUUUUUGAAUGAGGCGGUGCAAGUGUUGCAGAACUCGCAUUCAAGACGAGUUGAGCAGUACCAGGACGCUAUCGAGCAAUUCACUGGCGACUUCAAGUUGGCUCUACAAGGCGAACACUUGCAGCGUGUGAAGCAACUGCACUUUGAUAUUGAGACGAUCGAGACGUCCAUGUCGACGAUGCUAUUGCCGCAUUUUGAAAUCUGCAGAACCAUCACUACUGCAAAUGCGCAGGUGCAGACAAUGGGGUCCGCAUUUUCAAAGGCUCAAUGCAGUGGCAUUGAUACCUUCGUACGUACCGCCGCCAAACUAAAAAGUGGAGACGCGUCGUUCCGCAGUGUACUUCAAGACGCAACCAAGUUUUUGGCUCAACUCUCUCUGUUCGAGCAAGCUGCUAGCAAGGAUGCGUUUUUGGUUUGCUCCAGUGCCUUGAAGCUGCAAUUCCGCGAAUCACUUGACCAAGAAUUGUUUCUCGCAUACGUCGAAGAUUGGGUCUCAAAACGCGAGACGCUUCAGCUAACCGAAUCCAGUAGUGAGUACCAAGCGGCAACGAGGCGAGUGCAGGAGUUGAAAGAAGCCAUCGGACGAGUGCACAAACUCACGCAAAGCAGUCAAGAGAAAUUGGCGUUGGAUGACCCUGCACGGGAAUCCUUAGCGCAAGAGGUGGCUCGCAUUUUCCAUGACGAAGGAGGAAUACUAACUCAGGUUGAUUUGCCGGCGUGCGUUUAAUAGUUUGAUUACUGUUUUCUAUGCUACUGUGAUGAACCUGGU
Phytophthora nicotianae INRA-310 is the source of this 1215-nucleotide messenger RNA. RefSeq lists its product as hypothetical. The transcript is spliced from 8 exons. The coding region runs from base 22 to 1173 and encodes 383 amino acids. The record is from RefSeq and is a predicted model, not a curated record. Lineage: Eukaryota; Oomycota; Peronosporomycetes; Peronosporales; Peronosporaceae.